Messenger RNA from Fusarium vanettenii 77-13-4, 738 nucleotides. RefSeq lists its product as uncharacterized. The record is from RefSeq and is a predicted model, not a curated record. The transcript has a single exon. Bases 1 to 738 code for a protein of 245 amino acids. Lineage: Eukaryota; Fungi; Ascomycota; Sordariomycetes; Hypocreales; Nectriaceae.
AUGAGUCCAGUUCCAAACACCGUCGGCCCCUUGCAGAGCCAAAACCCCUGGUCCAUCGACCCCAACGAUGUCCGAACAGGUGUCUUCUCCUACGCCAUCCUCGGCCUGAUGCUCCUCGCCUUUUUCGGCAUGAUAGCAGUCGACAUGUUCCGCAAGCACCGAACAGGCGAACUCCAAGAGUCCAUGAGCACACUGGGCAACUUCAUCAAACUCCUGCUCAUCACGAUGCCCAAGAUCAUGCUGGACCCGAGAAACAUGUACAAGGCGUGGAUCCUCUUCACAGAUCAGUUUCGAAAGGUUGAGAAUAAAAGGUACGACAAGAAGAAGGAAAGCGACAAGAAAAAGGAUACGCCUGAGAAGGAGUUUGACAGCGAGGCUAUUAUCAAGAGGAUGCACUCCAUGUCUUCUUCGGACAAGAGUCCCACCGACACAUCCAAGACAUCUUCCAAGGGAAAAGAAAAGGAGCCAUUCUUCACCGGACCUCUGGAUGAAGUCAAGCUCAUCACAACAAGCUCAUCCAGCUUUAAGACCGGUAUCAAUCUUAAACUCGGACAUGGGACACGACACGGCAGCAGUUCAACAGGCGGCUGCGGCGCGGGAUCCAGCAGCAAUGCCGCUGGAAGGUCUGGAUCUGAUUUCUAUCCUGGAGCUGUCGGUUAUGGAUUAUACGGUUGUGGUGACCUUGGAUCGGGUGGUUGUGCUGGAACAGAUGGUGGAGCUGGAGCCGGAUGCGAUUAA